Colletotrichum navitas is the source of this 2343-nucleotide messenger RNA. RefSeq names its product bilirubin oxidase. The coding region runs from base 145 to 2052 and encodes 635 amino acids. Lineage: Eukaryota; Fungi; Ascomycota; Sordariomycetes; Glomerellales; Glomerellaceae. Gene Ontology annotation, molecular function: oxidoreductase activity; copper ion binding. The transcript is spliced from 3 exons. The record is from RefSeq and is a predicted model, not a curated record.
GGUUGGUGAUCAGUCUCAUCGCACUCUAUCCACUUCCAAACCUCCCAGUCGCGAAGGCGUCGCCACCCGUCUUGGCCAUCACCCGUCACCUCGGAGCUUUCCCUGGCAUCGGUCCUUGCGUUUUACCCUUCCUCCCUUCCCAAAAUGGUUUUCACCCUUACCUUUCGCCAGUCUCUGGCCGUAGUCCUCGCUCUUGUCUCGGGCACUCUUGCCAAAGAUUGGGAGAGCCCCGAGUACAAGUGGCUUUACGAGUUCCCUCUUCCCAUUCCCCCUCCAAAGACGGAGAAAUUCCCCGACCAACCGAUCAUGAACCCCGUGACGGGAAAGAAGAUUAGAUACUACGAGAUUGAAAUCAAGGAGUUCGCCGCUCAGGUUUACCCUAACCUCGGACCUGCCAAGUUGGUCGGCUACGAUGGUAUCUCGCCAGGGCCAACGUUCCUAAUGGAACGUGGCGAGGAGGCAGUUGUCCGCUUCACCAACCACGCCAACUUGGCAAACUCCGUUCAUCUUCACGGCUCGCCUUCCCGCACCCCGUGGGACGGCUGGGCUGAAGACAUCACUGCUCCUGGGAGGUACAAGGACUACUACUACCCCAAUAACCAGAAUGCGCGCACCCUCUGGUAUCACGACCACGCCAUCGACCACACCGCCGAGAACGCCUAUUUCGGCCAAGCUGGUGCUUACAUACUUCACGACUCCAAUGAGGAUACUCUCGGCCUCCCAUCAGGCUAUGGAGUCUAUGACACCCCCCUUAUCCUGUCUGCGAAGCAAUAUAACCCGGAUGGCUCUUUGUACUCCCCCGCCAACGAGCAAACCAGUCUCUACGGAGAUGUUAUCCACGUCAACGGACAGCCAUGGCCCUACCUCAAGGUCGAGCCGCGCAAGUACCGCUUCCGUCUCCUCGAUGCCUCAAUUUCCCGUACUUUCUUCCUUUACUUGGAGGAUCUUCAGCAGAACAGAGUUCGCUUUGAUGUCAUCUCCUCCGACACCGGCCUCCUCACAGGUCCUCAGAGUGUGACGGAGCUCUACAUCUCCAUGGCCGAACGUUACGAGAUCGUCGUCGACUUCUCUUCUUUCAAGGGCCAGAACAUUACCAUGCGCAAUACCAGAAGUUUCGCCGCAGAUAUUGAUUACCUCCACACCGACAAGGUCAUGCGCUUCAUUGUCGGCGAUACCACAGUCAGCGACACGGCGACAGUCCCCUCGGCCCUCCGCACGGUGCCCUUCCCUAAGGACAAGGCAGGAAUCGACCAGCACUUUCGCUUCGAGCGCCAAGGCAGCUCCUGGCGCAUCAACGGUGUCACCUUUGCCGACGUCAAUAACCGCGUGCUCGCCAGGCCGAAGCGUGGCACCAUCGAGGUCUGGGAGCUCGAGAACAGCUCGGGCGGCUGGAGCCACCCGAUCCACAUCCACCUCGUCGACUUCCGCGUCGUCAAGCGCGUAAACGGCCGCAGCAACGUCGUGUUCCCGUACGAGUCCCAGGGCCUCAAGGACGUCGUCUGGCUUGGCCCGGGGGAGACCGUCACCGUUGAGGCGCACUACGCUCCCUGGCCCGGCGUGUACAUGUUCCACUGUCACAACCUGAUCCACGAAGACCAUGAGAUGAUGGCUGCCUUCAACGUGUCUGUCCUCACGGACCUGGGAUACGACGAGACGCAGUUCGCGGAUCCCAUGGAGACCGAGUGGCAAGCCAAGACGGAGGAUCCCGCUGCCUACGCCUUCAACGCGGUCAAGUCACGCAUCGAGUACAUGGCCAAGUUCCAGCCUUACAACAAUGUCGAAGAGGUCGAGAGCAGGCUGGACGCCUACUGGGCCACCAAGACUAACGCACCGUCUACGAACUCGACAGCCUCAACGCUGAUUGUCAGCACCACGUCUGCAUCCACUUCUGUCAGCCCGACCAUCACUGCCAAGCCUUCCACGACGAGCAAGUCGGACGACGACAAGAAGAAGACAUCAACUACCGCUACCACGACGAAAAAGCAGCGCGGUAUGCGCUUCCGCCGGGUUGAUAUGGAGAUGCCCAAGCGCACCAUGGCGCCCCAGGCUUGAGAUUGACCACAGCUUACUUUGUGUGCUUUUCUUUCUGUUUGACGAUUUAACGACACGAUAUACCAAAUCUCCUCAUGGAAGAUAGACUUGCUUCCAGACCACAUCUAGACUUUCCUUUCUUUUUCAUAUGGUACGGGUCGGAGGCUUUUUCGGUGCGACGCCUCGCGGAAAUUUGUAGUUUGCUGCACACAUAAUUUUAUACAUACAAGAUUAAUUCAUAUUCCACUGUGCCCUCGCAUGAAGUGAGCGUAAAUAGUCAAACGCCUUGUAUCGCUCUGCAUGAAUAGUCUU